Messenger RNA from Salvelinus fontinalis (brook trout), 8404 nucleotides. Its product is annotated as interleukin-2 receptor subunit beta. Lineage: Eukaryota; Metazoa; Chordata; Actinopteri; Salmoniformes; Salmonidae. The transcript has 10 exons. The coding region runs from base 352 to 2424 and encodes 690 amino acids. The record is from RefSeq and is a predicted model, not a curated record. Gene Ontology annotation, biological process: immunoglobulin mediated immune response; cytokine-mediated signaling pathway. Gene Ontology annotation, cellular component: membrane; external side of plasma membrane. Gene Ontology annotation, molecular function: cytokine receptor activity; protein binding.
AGCAAGUACAGAUCGCAACGUUAAUGACGUGUGUGGUUUCAGUUGAAACUAACGGAAGCCACAGAAAAUCCUUUUUCUGUCAGUAAUCUCUUUUCUGUUCACUCAUUUACUUUUCAGAGAAGGCAGGCAGACGUUUUUCUCGUUAUUUAAAGGGUUUGAAUCAUCCGGUGGUGACCAAUUGAGAGACAAGAAACUGAUUCAUCGUUAAGCACUUGUCUUGUCCUUCAGUUCAGAGUGAAACGUAACUCAACCGGAGAGCAUUGAGAAGCCGGUGUUUCUGAGACUACAAGAAGGUCCACUAUACAGUAAGAAUGAGAAAGAGGACCGGGAAGAAGUCAUAAUGGAGGUUCUAUGUUGUCUCUAUGUCAUCCUGCUCCUCCCCUACUAACCUGCUCCAGCCAACCACAACCCUAUCUGCAGUGUGUCAAUGACUUCAUCAGUAACAUCACAUGUGUGUUGAACAACACAUGCGUGCCCCCAGACAUGCCGUGCACUCUGCAUGGUGAAUACCCCGGGUUUAAAAGGCAAUGUGAGAUGAAGUCCUUGGGCGGUUCCAACACAACGUUGAGAGGCGGCAGUCUGGUCUUUGAGGGCAAUCCAUUCUUUUGGGAAUGGGAUGAAAUACCCAUUGGUGUACGGUGUGGACAAGCAGAAGAUUAUGUGAUACAGAUUAAAUACCUGUAUCAACCAUUUAACCACAUUAAAAUGCAUCCCCCUGGCAAGCCGACCGUCACCAAUGCCUCAAUCGCCUGGACACCAGGAGCUCCCAUUUCAGUAAUGAUAUCCAACUAUGACUUCCAACUACAGUGGAAACAGGAACUACAUCACUGGGAGGAUGCUGUGGAGGUGAACAUAUCAAACAAACAGACGUAUUUUGACCUGGACCCUGACAUGCUGGAGAGAGGAGGGAGGUACCAGGUCAGAGUCAGGGUUCGCGCCGACCCAGACAAUUACCCAGACUGUCAGUGGAGCGACUGGAGCCCCAGUGCAUCAUGGGUCUCCACUCUGGGCCAGAUGAAGCCAACAGGUAGUCCUGAUGUUCUAGACCAGGACUCUGUGGUGGUCACUGUGGUGGGAGCUGUUGUUGUACUGGUCCUGCUGGUCUCCAUGUUGCUCUGCAAUGGAACGGUCAAGAAGAUUCUGAAUCCUCCUAUACCAGAUCCCUCCAGGUACUUUGAGGGCCUCAACCUCCAUCACCAUGGAAACUUCAAGGCUUGGCUGGGUCCUUUGUACGCUUUUGAAUUCGUCGACUCUGCCUUGCACCGUGACGACAUCUCCCAGGUAGAGAUUACCAAAAGCAUUGGCACCAUCGCCCCCCUGAGGAGGGAGACCGGUACUGCACUACUACUGAAGAAGAGAUUGGACAACAGUGGCCACUCCGUCUUCAGCAACUUCUUAUCUCAAUGCUCCCAGCCUGGAUCCACCUCCACCAAGCUGGAACCCUGUUCUGUACACUCCCCUUACGGACCAGUAGGUGGCACUACUGAAGAGAUAGAUGAGUGGAAGGAGGAAAACAGAGGAGAAAGGAUGGAUAGUAAUAGAGGUGUAGGGGGGAAGGACGGAGAUAUCAGGGGUGGAGGGAAGGAUAUAGAGUUGGGGAGUGGAGGGAAGGAUAUAGAGAUGGGGGGUGGAGGGAAGGAUAGAGAGAUGUUAGGUGGCGGUAUAUUUGGAGGCAUCAGUGGAGGUAAAGAUAUCGUCCAGGUUUCUUCUUACGAGCGUGUUGAGAAGCUCCAGGCCGAGCGUCGGACCCUCAUAAGCCCAGAUUCAGGCAUCGGCAGUGGGGGAGAGGAUCAGGAAAGUCAGGAGAGUGUGGAGGAGGCGGACGGGCCUACUUCGACCAUCCCCCAUUUUGUCUCUCAGGACUUCCAUCUUGUUCCGCUUCUUCCUCUUAUCAAUAACUUUCCAUUCUGCUCCACCCCCUUACCCAUUUCUCUGUCCGCUUUCCCCCAGCCACCCUUCACCCUCCCUGGGUUGGAUAGUGUAGGGGGAAAGGGUACGGAGAUGGGGGUUGGAAGAGGUUCUCUCACAAUGUCUUCCUCCUAUGAACGUGUGGAUAAUCUCCAGCUCCAGACCCAACGCCGUGCCCCUCAGAGCCCAGAUUCAGGCAUUUGCAGUGGGGGAGAGGAUCAGGAAAGUCAGGAGAGCGUGGAGGAUGCGGUCGGGCCAUCUGUGACCUCCUGUAACCAUAUCUCUCUUAUUACCACUAACAAUAUAUUUCCAUUCUCUUCCACCCCCUUACCAAUCCCGCUGGACGUUUUACCCCAACUACCCUUCCCCUUCUCUGGGUUGGGGUUAGCUCCAUCCCUGGGUAUGAGUACCAGUCAUCCAGGCAGGCUGAUCGAGGAGAUGUCUCUCCUGUCUUCUUCAAUGGCAAUAGAGCCCUCUAGUGGCGGCUACAUGCCAGUGAAAGAAGCUCAGAACUGAACUAUGGAAACCUUUUACUUGGGAGGGACUAAUGAUUUAUAGAUACACUAGAUGACUGACAGGCUGUUUUGAAGCCACUGCUCCUCCAUCUGGGCACCCCCUCUCCAUUGUAAAAAAUACUUUUGAAGUUAUAGAAAUGCAUUUACUAAUGUCUACAUUUGUUUUUACCACAUGUAUUCUAUUACAGACACACUUUUUUAAGAACUAAUGUUACUGUCCCCACUACAACAACAAACAUGUCAUUUUGUCCAUGAAGCAUUGAAAUGAAAUACUGUAGAAUUCCAUCCAUUCCAAUAGAGCUCCACAGUGGAGGCGUUCAAACAGGGAAAUGGUUCCAAUUGUUUUCCCACCAUUCAUUUCUCUCUUAAGGGAUUUUAGAAACACUUAAAAUAAGGACAGUGGCCUCCUGUGUGGCGCAGUGGUCUAAGACACUGCAUCGCAAGCUGUGUCAGAGCCGGCCGCAAGCGUGAGCCCCAUAGGGCGGCACACUAUUGGCCCAGAGCGGCAUGGGUUGGGGUAGGGUUUGGCCUGGGGGCUUUCCUAGGCUCAUCGCACUCUAGCGACUCCUUGUGGCGGUGUUAAAGUGUUAAACAAAUCAAAAUAUAUUUUAGAUUUUAGAUUCUUCAAAGUUGCCACCUUUUGCCUUGAUGACAGCUUUUUGCACUCUUGGUGUUCUCUCAACCAGCUUCACCUGGAAUGCUUUUCCAACUAUCUUGAAGGAGUUUUCACAUAUGCUGAGCACUUGUUGGCUGAGGUCCAACUCAUCCCAAACCAUCUCAAUUGAGUUGGGUCGGGUGAUUGCGGAAUCCAGGUCAUCUGAUGCAGCACUCCAUCACUCUCCUUCUUGGUCAAAUAGCCUUUACACAGCCUGGAGGUGUGUUGUGUCAUUGUCCUGUUGAAAAACAAAUGAUAAUCCCACUAAGCGCAAACCAGAUUGGAUGGCGUAUCGCUGCAGAAUGCUUUGGUAGCCAUGCUGGUUAAGUGUGCCUUGAAUUCUAAAUAAAUCACAGACAGUGUCACCAGCAAAGCACCAUCACACCACCUCCUCCAUGCUUCACGGUGGGAACCACACAUGCAGAGAUCAUCUGUUCACCUACUCUGCAUUUCACAAAGUCAUGGCGGUUGGAACAAAAAAUCGAAAAUUUGGACUCAUCAUACCAAAGGACAGAUUUCCACCAGUCUAAUUUCCAUUGCUUGUAUAUCUUGGCCCAAGCAAGUCUCUUCUUUUUAUUGGUGUCCUUUGGUAGUGGUUUCAUUGCAGCAAUUCGACCAUGAAGGCCUGAUUCACGCAGUCUCCUCUGAACGGUUGAUGUUGAGAUGUGUCUGUUACUUGAACUCUGUGAAGCAUUUAUUUGGGCUGCAAUUUCUGAGGCUGGUAACUCUAAUGAACUUAUCCUCUGCAGCAGAGGUAACUCUGGGUCUCCCUUUCCUGUGGCGGUCCUCAUGAGAGCCAGUUUCAUCAUAGCACUUGAUGGUUUUUGCAACUGCACUUGAAGAAACUUUGAAAGUUCUUGAAACUUUACCCGGAUUGACUGACCUUCAUGUCUUAAAUUUAUGAUGGACUGUCGUUUCUCUUUGCUUUUUUUGAGCUGUUCUCGCCAUAAUAUGGACUUGGUAUUUUACCAAAUAGGGCUUUCUUUUGUAUACCACCCCUACCUUGUCACAACACAAUUGAUUGGCUCAAAUGCAUUAAGAAGGAAGGAAAUUCCACAAAUUAACUUUAAACAAGGCACGCCUGUUAAUUGAUAUUCAUUCCAGGUGAAUACCUCAUGAAGCUGGUUGAGAGAAUGCCAAGAAUGUGCAAAGCUAUCAUCAAGGCAAAGGGUGGCUACUUUGAAGAAUCUCAAAUAUAAAAAUAUUUUGAUUUGUUUAACACUUUAAUUACAUAUGUGUUAUUUCAUAGUGUUGGUGUCUUCACUAUUAUUCUACAAAAUAGAAAAUAGUAAAAAUAAAGAAAACCCUUGAAUAAGUAGGUGUGUCCAAACUUUUGACUGGUACUGUAUAUUCAGCUCUAUUCACUCUCCUAUUCGAAAAUGCUAAUUAGCAUCAACAUAGACAUCAUGCAAGACUACAAAUCCCAACAAGGUCCUGCACAUCAUCUCUGGUGUCAUCGCUGACACCUUUUGCUAACAGGUGUUGUGUCCAUUUUUAAACUUGCACAAGACAUUUUCCAGAAUUGUACAUUUAAAAUUAUUCUGCCAAUUCAUUCAUUACUCCAUUUAGCUAACAUUAGACACGUGAUAUACUGAUUUGGGGCAGCAGGUAUCCUAGUGGUCAGAGCAUUGAGCCAGUAACCAAAAUGUUGGUGGUUUGAAUCCCCGAGCUGACAAGGUAAAAGAUAUGUAAUUCUGCCCCUGAACAAGGCAGUUAACCCUCUGCUCCCCGGUAGGUCGUCAUUGUAAAUAAGAAUUUGUUCUUAACCGACUUGCUUGGUUAAAUAAAGGUUACAUUUAAAAAACAUUUUUUUAAUUAUUACCUUUCCCUCAUGGCAUUUGUAGUUCUUUAUGAUAGCCACAUUAGCAGCUAAUUAGCAUCACAUUUUUGUGGGGUAAAUAAAGGCGAAUAUAUUGAUAAAAGUCACCUUGUCCUAGAGAGAUUUACACUGUUAUCAAAACAUAAAAUCAGGGUAAGCCUACAUCAAACACAGCCCUUAUUUUAAGUGUUUCUAAAAUCCCCUAUGGGGAAAAUGAAUGGUGGGAAAAUGAUUGGAACCAUUUCCCUGUUUGACCGCUAAGUUUUAUGUGUAUUAUGACUCAUACUCGUACUCUAUGGAGGACUGCUUUUCUGAGGAGUGCCAAUAUGGCCGACCGGUGGCUUCAAAGCCUCUCAUUGGCCAAAACAUACAGUAGCAUCAGCAAUCCAGGGUUUAUAUACGUCAUUGGGAGGGAUACAGUGCUUCCAGGUGGAUAGAGAAAAAGGGGGCAGUCUGGGAUUGGUAUAUUCAUUUUGUUGCUGUUUGAAUCGCAGAUUUCCCUUUUAAUGGGAUGUGCGUGAGUUAUGGGAAUGUUUUAGACAGGUUCAUAGAUAUGCGUGUACAGUAGAUACUGUACAUCAGGGCUAUUCAACUAGCGGCCCGCACGCCAGAUCCGGCCCGUUUUAUGAAUUUAUACCCUGAACAUUAAUAAAAGAUCUGUAAAAAAAAUGUUUUAUUUCCACCAAGAUCUGACGUUCAGUGCCAAAAUGACAAGCACUAUGGUGGUUGUCUAUAGUCUGGUGCCUAUGUGGAAUGUCAAUGUUUUUUUUUCUUCGUCAUAUGCAUUUGGCGGUAGCGUUUGAACGGUUUAAGCUUCAAAAUAUGAUGAAAGCUACACCUCUAAGGAACACAUACGUGCCUUCUGUUGCCCUCUAUGAUGCUCACAAAGACUUGUUAGAAGUGACAGACAAACAACGCACCUAAUGACUGAGGGAAAUUCAUUCAAAGCAUCCUUCCUUCAGACUGACAUUUGACAUUACCUGAUCUGACAUAUCUUUGUGUUAUUUAUUGAGAUGCUUAGUUUUCAGAUGAUUUUAAAAUGACCUAAUUACUUUUAAGAAGCUUUUAAUAGUUGUUUAACUUCUUUAUUGGUGGUUGUGCAUCAAUUGUUUUAUACAGUUCUUCCGAAGAAUAAUCACAUGUGGACGUUUUUGCAUCUGGCCCCUGUAAGAAUAUAGUUGAAUAGCCCUGCUGUACAUUAUAUAGAUAUGUAUGCAUAUCAUCAGUUCCAUAGGAUGCUAACAGGUGGAUAGAGACAGUUAAUGUGGUUCUAUAGGAUGGUAACAGGUGGAUAGAGAUAGUUAAUGUGGUUCUAUAGGAUGCUAACAGGUGGAUAGAGACAGUUAAUGUGGUUCUAUAGGAUGGUAACAGGUGGAUAGAGACAGUUAAUGUGGUUCUAUAGGAUGCUAACAGGUGGAUAGAGAUAGUUAAUGUGGUUCUAUAGGAUGGUAACAGGUGGAUAGAGAUAGUUAAUGUGGUUCUAUAGGAUGGUAACAGGUGGAUAGAGACAGUUAAUGUGGUUCUAUAGGGUGGUAACAGGUGGAUAGAGACAGUUAAUGUGGUUCUAUAGGAUGGUAACAGGUGGAUAGAGACAGUUAAUGUGGUUCUAUAGGAUGGUAACAGGUGGAUAGAGACAGUUAAUGUGGUUCUAUAGGAUGGUAACAGGUGGAUAGAGACAGUUAAUGUGGUUCUAUAGGGUGGUAACAGGUGGAUAGAGACAGUUAAUGUGGUUCUAUAGGAUGGUAACAGGUGGAUAGAGAUAGUUAAUGUGGUUCUAUAGGAUGGUAACAGGUGGAUAGAGACAGUUAAUGUGGUUCUAUAGGAUGGUAACAGGUGGAUAGAGACAGACAGGUAGUGUUCAUUGCUUUGUGUUAGAGUCAUAAACACUGUUUUGUCUUGUAGGCUACUUUGUUACUUUAAAAAACAAAGAAGAAGUAGCCGUUGAGUUUUCCCCUCAAGUCAUAUAUUUUCUGUUGAAAGCUCAGAAAAGGGUCUAUAAGCUUUAAUAAACUGAGUGGUUGGAGCCCUGAAUGCUGAUAGGCUGAAAUACAUGGUAUAUCAGACCGUAUACCACGGAUAUGACAAAACAUGUAUUUGUACUGCUCUAAUGACUUUGGUGACCAGUUUAUAAUAACAAUAAGGCACCUCUGGGUUUGUGAUAUACGGCUAAUUUAUUCCACGUCGCCUCGUGCCGAAGAACAGCCCUUAGCUGUGGUAUAUUGGUACAUACCACACCCCCUCGGGCCUUGUUGUUUAUACUACUUCUAAACGCUUUUCUACCGCUCAUGUCAGUAGUACAUCUAUUCAUGAUAUCAAUAUGAUACUAUGAUUGUGCUCACAGUAAAUACUGAUGUGAUACUGAUAAACCUCUCAGUAGAAAUGAAGAAUGUAUUAUUAUGUUGUGUAUAACAUGACCAUCUUGAAUGUAAUGUCUCUUUUGAAAAAUUAUAUUAUUAAUUUUAUAUAUUUAAAUAAUACUGUUGUAAGUUAAACAUCACAGCAUAGUUGAAAGAUAUAUGGGGGUGGCCAGCAGAGAUGGGAUGGGCUGAGGGAAGCUGAGGGAAGCUGAGGGACGCUGAGGGUUGGGAUGUGGAAUUGGAGACAAGUGGGAUUGGAGUUGUUUGGUGGGGUAUAGAAUGACGGUCAAAGAUAAAAGUAAAACAAAUAAAGUCCAAAUAAAACAAAACAAAAAAUAAGUUUGAAUGACACUGAGGGGCAGUGUUGUUACAGCUAAUGCCUGUUUGCCUGAGGCUGAUGCCGUGCAGGUGUUUGUACACAUGCAUAUACACUCUCCUUCAAAUGCACUUGUGCACAUACAUGGACACACACACAUGUAAAUAGUGCCAUACGUGCACUCAAACAUAUUCAGUUGUCCUUGCUGUUAUGAUUUCAGUUGGCCUUGCUGUUAUGAUUUCAGUUGGCCUUGCUGUUAUGAUUUCAGUUGUCCUUGCUGUUAUGAUUUCAGUUGUCCUUGCUGUUAUGAUUUUAGUUGUCCUUGCUGUUAUGAUUUUAGUUGUCCUUGCUGUUAUGCUUUUAGUUGUCCUUGCUGUUAUGAUUUCAGUUGUCCUUGCUGUUAUGAUUUUAGUUGUCCUUGCUGUUAUGAUUUCAGUUGGCCUUGAUGUUAUGAUUUUAGUUGUCCUUGCUGUUAUGCUUUUAGUUGUCCUUGCUGUUAUGAUUUCAGUUGUCCUUGCUGUUAUGAUUUCAGUUGUCCUUGCUGUUAUGAUUUUAGUUGUCCUUGCUGUUAUGAUUUUAGUUGUCCUUGCUGUUAUGCUUUUAGUUGUCCUUGCUGUUAUGAUUUCAGUUGUCCUUGCUGUUAUGAUUUCAGUUGUCCUUGCUGUUAUGAUUUUAGUUGUCCUUGCUGUUAUGAUUUCAGUUGGCCUUGAUGUCUUUUGUUUUUUGCAUUGUUGUUUUCUGUUUUACUUUGUCCUUGUCUUUUGUUCAUUUUGUUGGUUGUUGGUGCUUUGGGGUGGGGAAUGGAAUGAUAACAUUUUUCUCGGGUGGUUGAGA